Molecule: messenger RNA, 1629 nt
Organism: Gekko japonicus
Lineage: Eukaryota; Metazoa; Chordata; Lepidosauria; Squamata; Gekkonidae
Product: serine palmitoyltransferase 3-like
Exons: 9
Biological process (GO): ceramide biosynthetic process; sphingosine biosynthetic process
Cellular component (GO): serine palmitoyltransferase complex
Molecular function (GO): pyridoxal phosphate binding; serine C-palmitoyltransferase activity
Source: RefSeq, a predicted model, not a curated record
CUCGCCGGGUGGAGUCGCGGCCAGGCGGUCGGGAGCAGGGCCGGGCCCGGGCACUCCUCUUCCCCUCCGCGGGCAGGCGCGGCCGCAGCAGCAGCAGCAGCAGCAGCAAGCGGCGCUCCCUUCGCCCCGCGCGCCUUUCGUCGCCGGCCGCGCCGCUUUGGCGAGGUGCUCGUCGCUGCGCCGGGGCGCGCAAGCCAGCCAGACCCGGCGGGUCCCUUCCCUUCGCCGGCCCGGAGACUUCGUCCCCAAGUGGGGGAAAGGAGGGGGUGGAAAAAAGGACCGGGACGCCGCUCCGGAUUGGGGGACCCGCGCCCGGCCAGGCCAGAUGGCGCACUCCAACGCCCUCUCCAACGGGCACCUGGGCGGCCGGCAGAAGCGCCACCACUCCGGCAAGCGCGACGGGCACAAGAAGAACGGGAUCUGCAGGGAAGUCAAGGAGAACGGUGUAGCAAAUGGCAGCUCCUACAAACGACCAUUGAAUGAAUCCUUUGAACAAGCACCGAUGUACGUUAACAUCCUGACCUUCAUCGGCUUCACAGUAGGAACGUUUUUCGGCUACCUGCGUGACUUCCUGAGAGGCUGCGGACUGCAAAAAUGUGUCUACGCAACAGAACGAGAAGAACAGAAAGACUUUGUCCCACUUUAUCAAGAUUUUGAGAACUUUUAUAAGCGAAACCUCUAUGUGAGAAUAAGAGACAACUGGGACCGCCCUAUCUGCAGCGUUCCUGGACCACAGUUUGAAAUGAUGGAACGUGUUUCCGACGAUUACAACUGGUCAUUUAGAUUCACCGGAAGGACCAUCAAGAAUGUGAUCAACAUGGGUUCCUAUAACUACCUCGGAUUUGCAGAAACCGACUGUAACGCUAUAAAAACCGUGUGCAGCGUGUUAAGUCAAUAUGGGGCCGGAGUGUGCAGCGCGAGGCAGGAAAUGGGCAACCUGGAUAAGCACGUGGAGCUUGAAAACCUGGUGGCCCGGUUCCUGGGCGUUGAAGCAGCGAUGGCGUUUGGCAUGGGCUUCGCGACAAAUUCUAUGAACAUUCCGGCACUGGUUGGAAAGGGGUGUCUUAUUUUAAGCGAUGAGUUGAACCACAGCUCUCUCGUUCUUGGCGCAAGGCUUUCGGGUGCUACGAUCAAAAUCUUUAAGCACAACAAUGUUCAGAGUUUAGAAAAGUUGCUGAGGGAAGCGGUGAUACACGGACAGCCCCGGACGCGGAGAGCCUGGAAAAAAAUCCUCAUUCUAGUGGAGGGCAUUUACAGCAUGGAAGGCUCCAUAGUACACUUGCCCGAGAUAGUGGCCCUGAAGAGGAAAUACAAAGCCUACCUCUACUUGGACGAAGCCCACAGCAUCGGGGCCGUUGGCCCCACAGGCCGGGGGGUCGUGGAGUACUUUGGAAUGGACCCCGAUGAUGUCGACGUCCUGAUGGGAACGUUCACCAAAAGCUUUGGAGCGUCUGGAGGCUACGUCGCUGGCAGGAAGGAACUAGUGGACUACAUACGGACGCACUCCCAUAGCGCCACAUAUGCCACGGCGAUAUGUCCACCCGUAGCAGAGCAGAUCAUAAGAGCGAUGAAAUCGGUCAUGGGACUAGACGGCACCACUCAAGGUAGGACAUCUCGCGGGCUGUCGAG